Molecule: messenger RNA, 1224 nt
Organism: Boleophthalmus pectinirostris (great blue-spotted mudskipper)
Lineage: Eukaryota; Metazoa; Chordata; Actinopteri; Gobiiformes; Gobiidae
Gene: sf3b6
Product: splicing factor 3b, subunit 6
Exons: 4
Coding region: 128-505 (125 amino acids)
Cellular component (GO): cytoplasm; nucleus; ribonucleoprotein complex
Molecular function (GO): mRNA binding
Source: RefSeq, a predicted model, not a curated record
UCAUCAAGCGGAAGUGCGUCAUUACGCUAUUACGUCGCCAUUUUGUGGUCUUUGCUAACGGGGUAACAGCUCAAACUGCGUGGCUUUUCUCUUUUUGGGUCAGUUUUUAUCAAUAAAGUGAUUCACAAUGGCUAUGCAAGCAGCGAAACGAGCUAAUAUUCGGUUGCCUCCCGAAGUGAACAGGGUCCUCUACAUUAGAAACCUGCCCUAUAAAAUCACAGCAGAAGAAAUGUACGACAUCUUUGGGAAAUACGGACCAAUCAGACAGAUCAGAACAGGAAACACACCUGAAACCAGAGGAACAGCAUAUGUGGUUUAUGAAGACAUCUUUGAUGCCAAGAACGCUUGUGACCAUCUCUCUGGCUUCAAUGUCUGUAACAGAUACUUAGUGGUGCUGUACUAUAAUGCAAACAGAGCUUUCCAGAAAAUGGACACAAAAAAGAAAGAGGAACAGCUGAAACUUCUAAAAGAAAAAUACGGAAUCAACACAGACCCUCCAAAGUAGUGUUAUAUCAACAUUUUUUUCUUUUUUUUAUUCCUCUAUUGUACAGCCUUUUUUUUUUUUUUUUUUUUUUUGUUAAUGGCAUUCAUAUUAGUAAUUAUUUUCUUUGCUUACAAACUUGUUGAAAAAUGUGCUCUGGUAGGCUUUGUUUCUUACAGCCUUAAUUUUUGUCAGAAAACUUAAUUUAAAGAAUCAUUAUGCUCACUUAAGUCUUGAAAUUCAAAACAUCAUUGCAAAUAAAUGUGGUUUUCCUAAGAAAAAAAAAACAAAACUAAGUGUGUAUGUAAUUUUAAGUGCCAGGACCUGUCGUGUAUGGCACAAUUGUCAUGGAUACAUAAUGAGAGGAUGCAAAAGGGUUAGCAUUUUAUUUUCUCUUUCUAUAUUUGUAAUGUAAGGAUUUAAGCUGUUGACACAUAAAAACUCUUUCAUUUUGGGAAAUUAUUAUCGGAAAUGUUUUUCUUGCACCCUCUUUUGGAAGUCUUUCCAUCCCCAUGACACUGAAUGUCUUAUCCAAUUGUAGAGAUUUAGAAUGAACUGGUCACAACUGUUUCAUAUGACAGUGUUUUACUGAGACCCAUUUUGUGCUGUGCAACAGGUACAUUUAGUGGCACAAACUGUCUAGAGCAGUGUGUGUUCAACUGGACAGCUCUCGUACUUUGAUGAAUUGCUGGUCUGUCCACGAAUACAAAUAUUGAUGUCAAAAUAAACAGGGUAAUCAAUUA